Messenger RNA from Vollenhovia emeryi, 1009 nucleotides. RefSeq names its product activating signal cointegrator 1 complex subunit 2-like. Lineage: Eukaryota; Metazoa; Arthropoda; Insecta; Hymenoptera; Formicidae. Gene Ontology annotation, biological process: regulation of DNA-templated transcription. Bases 95 to 985 code for a protein of 296 amino acids. Gene Ontology annotation, molecular function: ubiquitin binding. The record is from RefSeq and is a predicted model, not a curated record. The transcript is spliced from 6 exons.
GUAGGCUCUCCAAAAUGUUGAACGGAGAUUUGAGGAUUGUCCAAGCUACGCGACUGAAGCAGUGGCGCUUUCAGAGAGGGGAAACUCCGUUGAGAUGACGCUGUAUAAUUUAGAGGAUUUGAUACUCUACAUUCUAGAUGUGUCGUCGACUCUUACUACAUUAUUGAGAAGCCAUUCUCCGCUAAUUGCUACAUUUUAUGGAGAUGACUUCAUAAACAAGAUAGUUUCGUUAUAUGGGAGUACAAUACCUGAGAUGUAUAAAAAGCUGGAUAAGUUAGCAUAUAAGGAGGAAAGUAUACCAAAGUACAUGGAAUUGAAGCAUCGUCUCGAUGUAACCAGAGUGGAGAUGUUAAGUCUUUAUCGAAUUAUUACUUAUGAGCCCAUAUUAAGUAUUCAGGAAAAGAUGAACACAAUAACGGAAGGCGAGAUAAGAAAUUGCAUAGACGAAUAUUUGAAUACACUAAUGAAUGCUAUAUCUGAAAAAGAAUUCAUUAUAGAUUAUCAUCAGUUUUACCCAAUUGAUGCCGAUCUCGAACAUAUAACCAAACUUUGUCCUGAUGUUGAUACGAUAAAAUGCGAGUAUAUAUUACAUUCAUUGCAUGCAACGAUUGGAGAUGCUAAGCCGUCAGUCAGUGCGUCUCUCAAUAAUGCAAGUAUAGCCGUUGCUGGAUCUAGUGGUGUUCAAAGCAACCAACGAAAAGAACAUUCCAACAAUGUGAAUUGCGUAAAUGAUAAAACAGACUUUGCCUUGAAAGAGCCUGAGAACAUAAUGUCUCUAAUCGCGGAAGUGAAAGAGAUUCUCUGCGAUUAUGGUGAAGGUUUCAUACAGCUAUAUUUAAAGCAUUAUAAUUAUAACGUUGAAUCUGUGAUAAAUGCAGUUCUGGAGCCGACGAAUUUACCACGUGAUUUGAAAGAAUUAGAUAAGACAAUACCAUAUAUACCACCCGAUCCGAUGGUAAGUGAUGGAAUAAUUUCUACGCCGUGACAAAGCCAAGAUAGCAAAGGUUAA